Messenger RNA from Lytechinus pictus (painted urchin), 11440 nucleotides. RefSeq names its product zinc finger ZZ-type and EF-hand domain-containing protein 1-like. The transcript has 71 exons. Bases 170 to 9664 code for a protein of 3164 amino acids. Gene Ontology annotation, molecular function: zinc ion binding. The record is from RefSeq and is a predicted model, not a curated record. NCBI's taxonomy places the organism in Eukaryota, Metazoa, Echinodermata, Echinoidea, Temnopleuroida, Toxopneustidae.
ACGAUCUAGCGCGAGCUGAACAAUAUUACGUCAUUCAAAAUGUCUGCGCCCUUGUCAUAAUAUAAUCUGAAUGCAGAAUUUUUGGAGGAUGUUGUAUUGAGGUGAUUUAAAGAAAGUAUCUGCAGUAUAGUUAGUAGCCUUCUCUCUAAAGCACCCUGUUGGGGACAACAUGGGGAGUAGUGCUAGUAGCAGCGCCAGUGGCAGCGAAAGUGAAGAAGAAAACAGCGAUUAUGAGACGCAAGUUUGUGAGAGCAAGCCUGUGCAAGUUGCUGUGCCUGUUGAAUCUGAUAAUCUUGGAGACAUCGACUUGAACCAACUUUUUGAUCAUGUGACUUUACGUGAGGCAGCCUCCAAAAUAAGAGAUGACGUCCCUGAGACAGUUGUCCAGCAGCAUCAUGGACACCUUGUACGAUGGUUGGAGGAGCGAUAUCAACGCAGCGAGGAAACCAUCUCUCUCACUCAGUUCUGUGAUGUACUCAUGAACAGAGGGAUUAGCAGGGAAGAAUGUACAAUAGCCUUUGAUCAGUUUGAUGUAGAUGGUGAAGGGCAGGCUUACGUAGAGUCGAUGUUAGAUGCUCUACGCUCAUCCAACGGUGCCAACCUUAGAGGAGAACUCUCCCAUGCUAUUAGGAUAUUAACUGCAUGCACACUCACUCCUGGUCUGAUAGAUGUAUUCUCUUCCGAAAGGGAGAGUGUUGGACAGCACGGGCAAAGAAUUCUCAAGUAUCUACUGAGGAAUCGUGCACCCAGCAGCGCUCUUCCCUACCCCUCCCUGGAUGGAUUCUCCCAUACUACUACCAUGAGGCUCUCCGUUCUUGAUCAACAUCUUCAAGAAAAACAGAGACAGUCGGCCUUCCGAGACAGUUUUGAGCUAGAAGGAGGCGGUGAGGUCAAGCUUACUACAAAGUGUUUCAAGAGCAUCCAAGUUUCUACCAAUCCAAGAGAGGCGUCAAGGUUGACCGAUGGUGACCCAAGCACGUAUUGGCAGUCCGAUGGCCCCGCCCACACCCAUUGGGUCCGGUUCAAGCUGCGACCGGGGGUGUGUCUAAAACACCUAUCCGUCCAGGUGGCUCGAGGUGACCAUAGCUACAUGCCUCAACAUGUCACUGUAUUGACAGGUCACUCACCGGUCUCGCUGCAAGAAGUCACUGAGGUCAGAAUACCAAGCCACAUCACUGGGGAUGUUCCUCUCCUAGAGAAUGCCAAAGUGAUCAGACCUUAUGUUCAGAUCAGCAUCAAACGUUGCCAAUUUGAAGGCUGUGAUGUCAGAGUGCACGGGAUACGAGCCCUAGGAUACAAAAUGGUGCAGAAAUCUGAAGUGAGUGUGAAAGAUGCCUCAGCCAUGUGGUACCUAUCUGUCCUGGCUUCCACGGCAAAUGCCGCUAUACCUAUUGCUCCUCAUCUACGCAGUGCUAUCCUUAACCAUACAAAAAUGGCCUUAUCCCACAUGCCUCCAUUGUCCCUGAUGCCGCAGCAGCUCUCUAAGGCAAGCUUCCUCAGCCCACAUGUCUUAGACCAGGUUGCAGAGUUCCUACAUAACAUAGCAAGAAAUGAGAGAGGAGAGUUGGAGAUGGAAGGACUCAAGAUACUGCUAGAGUUUGCUCUGGCAAGGGGUAAUCUGGCUAGUAUCCUCAAAGCACUACAAGAUCUACUAGAUCAUAAAAACAGUGAGAUUGAAGGAGCUGUUAAGAUGUUGAGGAAUCUGAACACAGUUAGGGACUCCAUCUUGAAGAAACAUGGUACCCAACUGACCAUGACCCUUGAGGGUUGUGAUGGCGGUCAGCAGGAUGAGUCCACAGCACCAAGCAAUGUCCUUUGUGGAAACUGGUCCGCUAAAGGAUAUGUGUCCAACACUCCGAAGGUCAACAUGUUCUUCACAAGAGAUACUCCAUUCCAGGUCACCAAAGUUCAAAUAAAGGUAGCUAAAGGAGCGACUGGACCAAAAUGUGGUUUGAUCUUCGUCUACAGUGAUCAGAAGGGCUUUGAUUUGAAGAGACAUCAGGCAAUAUUUGAGAAGUACGAUUCCUGGAAUUCAUCAGACUAUAAGAUCUUCCAAGGAUUGAGGGCUGCCUCCAUAUGUGGUAAACCUGAUAACCCAGUAGCUUACUUCAGCUUGGACAGUGACUGGGAUGAAGUGGAGGUGCCGCUUGACCAGUGCUUUGUAGGUCAGUAUGCACUCAUCAAGUUCCUUGGUCCGAGAAGUGACACGGCCACCAGACUGGGCAUUGUCGGUGUCCAGUUCUAUGGCUUUUCCCGCACUUCGUCUGUCCUUGACAACAUAGACAUUUCAAACGUUGCUCCUCUUCCAUAUGAUGUUGAUGCACCUAUCAAUACAAUGGUUCUCUUCACACAAGUCAUGAGCUUCAUUGUACGCAUCUGUCAAGAUCUGGAGGUAAUGAAGAAGAGAAAGGAAGGGACUCUCACACGAAUACCUGUACCAGACAUGCAACACCUAACUCUAAACAUCAUCAGUCAACUCUACAAUGCUAUUCCACAAGAUGAUAAUCGAUGGGUGUAUGCCAGGAUACUGUGCUUAAACCUGCUUCAUAUUAGUAUACCAAACCUAGCCAAGCUUAGGGAGAAGGAAACGGCCAAGGCUAGAAUACUUUCAAAUCUUCAACUUCAGGAUCAUCCAAAGCUUGGAGAAUUACAUCUUCAUGGUUCCCAGACGCAAGAGACUCAAUCUGACACCCAACCACCAACAGACACCCAGACAUCACAAGAUACACCUACCCAGGAAAUGCUCGCAAAUGUACCAUCUCAGGGAGAACCCUCAAGGGGUGAACAGCGAGGGGACGCCGCAGAAGGUCAGCAGACGGCACCAGUCCAGGAGUCGCAGAACACACAGCAUCAAGAAUCAAAUAGUGGCCAGACUCUGGAAACCAUACCCAGUUCCUCUACGCCUCCACCGAUGGCCAUACCGGGCACGUCCAGCCCAAUGUUGGAUUCCAAGGAAUUGGAUACGAGCCUGGACCAGCGACAAGCGAGGGAGCUGUUUAAUCAUCUGUGUCAGCUAGUGAGCUUUGAUGGAGGAGAUGGGUCGCAGGAUGAUCCUAGGAUGCUGUUGAAGGCAGCUGCUGAGGGAUGUAUUCUAGAUGGUGCCGCUGUGUUUUUCCCAGGGAAAGAAGCAAGGAGGGAGGAACUCUUCAAUAUGAUGAAUUCAAUGGUGACUGGGGAAGAUACAGCUGUUGGUCUUGUGUUCCAGUCGCUCUGUCGUUUCUUCAGUACUGUAGAUCCAAGUGGAUUGCUAGAACUUCCUUCAAGUUCUCAAGAGGAAUUCAACCAAGGUUCGGUUUUGAUGGUGUUUGAUACCCUCCUGUCAGCGUCCUAUAAAGAGUUUGUUGAGCUGAUAGAGGAUGGGGAGGAGGCAUCACCCCCUUCAGCACCCUCCCAUGUAUGCAGCCUGCUGUGUGCCCUUCAGACCAGUCUGCUAGGUUGGGCAAAGCACUGCCUUACUGACUCAAAGGGAGAUAGCAAGCUCAAGAAGACCGCUGGGGACGUUAUCAGAGAUUAUUGUGGAAUGCAGUGUUCUUGGACUCGGAAUGCACUCUGUUUGCUUCAAGGCCAGAAAGGAAUCAAUAACAGAUUCAAUGAUCUCAUCCACACCUUCAUUCCUACUGCAUUCAGGCAAAUGGUUCUGUGUGUUACAUUGUUGAGUGAAAUGGACCUGCCUUACCUACACCUAGCUCAGAGGCUGCUCAGCGUAGCUGUGGAGAUUAGACAACUAGAAACAAAACUUAACAUCCACUUCCCAAAGGAUGGCUCACCGGUCCAAUGCAGUGCCAAAGAAGAUGUAGUCAUCCUCAGGAAAUGGCACAUUGAAUCAGCUCAUAACUAUGACAACAACCAGCAUGUUACACAGAUCUUCACAUGCCCCGGUGCUGACCUCUUUGAAGUGACCUUUGACUCAAAGUGUGAAACAGAAAGAAGGUAUGACUAUUUGGAGUUCACAGACUCCAAGGGUGUGAAGACUCGUUAUGAUCAGAAAGUUGGCUCAGACAAAUGGCCGACGAGUGUCACCUUCAACAGUGGUCAACGUCUUCAGUUCCUCUUCCAUUCCGACAGCAGUAACAACUUCUGGGGAUAUAGCUUUGAUGUGAUAGCCAAGGGCAAGCCAGAUGUAUCAUUGCCGUGGUUAUAUGAUCUUCAGCUAGGAUUGGCGAAGCUCAUCGGAACCCUCUGCUCUCAGAUACUCUCUCUUAAAUCAGAGAGACAGAUGCGAGAGGAGAUAUGGGAGAGUGAUGAACAGAAGAGGAAGGCUCGGGAGGCCCUCUCAUCUCAAAACUUUUUCCAGACCUUAUUCAGAGGCGGUCACAACGUCGGCAAACCGCUCCGGUCACUCUCCGGCGAGAACAGCCUUGUUACCAUGGGCAGCAGAGUUCACAAAUUCCUGGUCCAGGUUGCCGAGGGAACCACCAAACCCACCCCAGAUACAUCCAUCGCCACGAACAACGAGGAUCAGCCAGGUAGCGACCCAGAGACGGAUGCUGAAGACAUCUUGGUGUCCAAGGCUGUGGAUACCUUCCUUGAGGAAUGCCAUGAGAAGGGACAGACCCCUAACAUGGGUGGACCAGUCAUUACUGGGACUGUCCAUGCUGUAUUUGCAGCGCUGCUGUGGCAUUCUGGUUCACUCAGGGAGUACAUAGAAAAAUAUGUUAACGAGGAUACAUCAGUACCGAUCACAGAUGACAUCCUUUAUGCCUUCCGAACAGCCGAAGGGCUCAGGCCAUUUCUGGCUAAUCUGAGACAGACGUAUGUGUACAGUGAGGAGAAAAAGGCCCCUAAUAACACACUUAAGGACAACUUCAAUCCUGAUGAACCUGUGAAUGUGUGCAGAGCCAAAGCAUCUUUUCUUCUGGAAUUUCCACCUGUAGUGAAACAAGAACGAAAGAAGAUCAACAAAAGUCUUCCACUGAGGAGUCUGUCGAAUGCAAGCACUACUGCAGACUUUGAAGGUUUUCAGGGUCCCGCUGAGGAAGAGACUAUUUUGAGGUACUACCCAGAAAUCAAGCUGGUCCUAGACUUCGUUAAGAACCCACACCUUGAUCACAUGAGGGUGAGGUCAAUCCUUCAGGUCAGGGAGCAGAGUGCCAAGGCUGUAUCAGAGGUUUACAAGCUAGCCAGUCAGUUCCUCUCGGCUCACAACAAACCACACAUAUUCCAGUCACAAUGCGUGCUCUUUCUGAAGGAUAUGCUCUUACAGAGACAGCUAGGGGCACCUCUUCCAAUACAUUAUGCAUCUCGUCUGGAAGGGUGUGGCCUGGAGUUAGAGGACAGAGUGAGGGCAGCAUAUUAUAACUUUGUGAAACAGCUUGUAGAUGCCGAGCCUUCAGAGUACCAAGCCUCACAGUCUGAUGAUGUAAAAGCUGCAUCUAGUUGCAUUCAGAACAUGCUCCUCCAUCUAAUGGAUGUAUCCUGGUCUCCUAGUGACUGGCAGUUUGUAGCUGACAUCAAAGCUCCAAGUCUUCUUAUCAAUGCAGCCAGAACGAGUGGGAACAUGACCCUUCGAGACAGCACUGCCGGUGAUAACCUGAGCUAUGCCCAGCAGCUGAAGGCAUAUAAGCAGUGCGAGGACUGGAUGAAGGAGUGUGAAGGAGACGAUUCCUUCAACACAUGGUUCUCAAAUAUCAGUAGGUUUCCAGACAAAGAGGACAGAAGGGCAAGGCACAUGUUUGUUGCUCGUUUCUGUGAUCGUCUAGACAUCCAAGUGGCGUGUGACGGGUGUAACGUACAGCUUCUCGGUCAGAGGUAUCGAUGUCUCGUCUGUGAAGACUUUGACUUCUGCUACAACUGCUGUCAAGGAGGUGCCAAACCAGAUGAGCAUGCCGACGAUCAUCCCCUGGUCCAUCUCAUGUAUAAAUGUGAUGGCUGUCAUGGGCUCAUCGUCGGAACCCGCUAUCACUGUAAUGUGUGUGAGGAUUUUGAUCUGUGUUACGGCUGUCAACACACAGGACAUUACCCUUCAAGCCACAAUGAGUUCCAUGAUUCUACUGAAAUAAUGAUGAGAGUGUUAUAUACAGGAAGUCAGUAUUCAGCUCAGCUGAACAAUUACACUCAUCUUCACUCCUGGCUACAGUUCACCUUCCUAACUCUGUCACUGGCUCAAGCUAUAUAUGAUCAACAAACGCAAGGAACAUUGACUUCGGCCCAAGAGACAGUCGGCAAAGAACUUCUGAAGAGCUGUGUGGAGUUAGCUAUGGAUGGCCUAGAGGUCACGUGCUCCUCUGAUGAUGAAAGUGGUGGUACUAUGAGCAUCCAUGAGAGAGUUUUUGCCGAGCAAUCACAGGAGAGGAUGCUGGGAUUGCUUGCUGCUAUGUUACCUGCCGACAAGGUUUCCAACAAGUCGUUCUCGACAGCUAUGGCUCUUUUCAGUGUGGACAAGUUCCUUCCUCUUCUCUUCACCAUAGCACAGAAAGGAAGUGGACACUAUGUACCCACACAGCAUCUUGCCAUGGGCCUCCUAGGGCAGCUUCUACCCAGCAUCUUGCCAGAGGUAUCUGAUCUGGCUUUGGAGUCGGUCACGCCACUGUCGACGCCCGAACCCCCUGAUUCAUGGGAGGAAAGGCUCGAAGAGCCCUCCAAAGAAGCGCAGUCUGACGGCAAGAAAGAAGAAAUAGACAAGGAAGAGAUCAGUACUAAAGAUGAGAAAGAUAGGGAAAAUACAAACACCAAAGAGGAUGGGGAGAAGGAAGGAAGGAAGGAUGAUGGAGGGACGGUAGGAGAGAAGGUGGUGGAUGAGAAGAAGAGUAUCGGGGAGAAAGGGAAGAGGGCGGGUAACCAGGAGGUUCAGAAGAGUAAGAAGAUUAAACUGACCAGAGACGAUUCUAUCGCAAGCUCUGACAUGGACGGCACAAGGACUAUCAAGUUUCUCUUCUCGUUCGGUGCUUCAUGCUUAGAAAAGAGUCGGCUUGAGUGGGCCGCAUUGCUACCUACAAUGCUUCAGAAGCUUUGUCGACAUCUAGGUUGGAAGGCCAGCAUCACUCAUCAAAUCAGCCACAGCAUAGAGAGACUACCGGAGGACUCCUCGCUUCGAUCAGUCUUUGCGCUGUUUGUUGUGGCUGGUUUCCCUGAAGUCCUUGGGCAUGGCAGUACAGCCAGCUAUCUUGACGGGAAUCGUGAGCUAACGGAUGUCCUUAUCCUCAAGCAUUUCUUUGAGAAAGGCAGAGUGUGUGUGGUAGACGUCAAGACUCGCAAGAUGAAGCAUGUUCCUGAAUACCAGUUGCAACUGAGUGGGUCAGGGGGUCAAGUCCUGGAUGGAGAGAGGUUCCUGGCUUUCACAGUCAUCGCUCGGAUCAUCAUGCUUCAGCUCAAAGAUGGUACAUGUGCCCAGCUAAGCGUUGAGAAUCUGUGGGUUCUUUAUCUUGUUCUCAAGGCUAAGCUUGCAAGUCUGAAGGUGAAUUACUCCCAGCUUUUGAAUAGUGACCUUCUACCGCUUCUUGUCCACCUUGCCGGUCAACCCACCAAGCUUAGUAAGAGAUGGCUUCUCAAAGACCUAGAGAUUUUAUCGAUCAAGUUGUACACUCGAGGCAAGGCGAAGACCAGUGGUAUCACCCAACUCCCUUCUGUCCCUCUGGGUAUGGGGACGGUGGUAGGACCGGAGCACAAGGAACCCCUUCCAGCCAAGCUCCCCCGCUCGAGGAACUCAUUCAGCUCCGAAAGUAGUGGCUCCAGCGAUCUUGGAGGCAAUGACGACCUAUUGAACUUGGAUAGUGAUAUCAGCACCGAAUCUGAUGACAGUGAAAGCUGGCACUCCUACCUGACAGCCGACUCCUUACCCCAAUCUCUACCCCUGGAAGAAUACGGGAUAGAUGUUGAUGAGGAAGGAGAAGAAGGGGUAGAGGACCAGGGAGAGGGGAACAACCCCGACCCCAUGGGAGGAUUAGACGAUAAGGCAAAGGCCUGUUUGCAGGCUACCCAUGAAGCCAUCUUAGCACCUGUGUCCGUAUUAAGAGCUAUGUUUGAGAAAUGCAACAAAAACAUCCAGGAUCUAGUAGAAGAAGUACAAAAAUGCUUUCAAGGUGAGGAGUUAGUUGUGAGUGAUGAGAUCAAACAGCUUGCCAAGCGAUGGGAACCCAAGCCAACCCCGGAGGCUCGAGAUCCUACCGAAUUCAAGACAAUAGACACAGGAGCACUCACAUACACACCUGUACCAUCAAUGCCAAGGGAGCAGGAUGAUAAUUAUGCUGUGCCGGAGCUGAGCCAACAUGCACCCAUCUUAGUGGCUAACAGUGAAGCUGAGCUCAGAGAGAGUUACAGAAAGCACCAGCGCACCAAGAGUGGGGAGCUUCUCAAGAAAGAGCUGGAGAAACACGGAAAAAGUGCAUCAAGAAACUACUUGCAUGUGAUCAACAAUGCUCUGGCGGUUAUGUGUGCCAGACAAGUCCUAGCUGCUCUGUUAGCCGAUUGGCCAGCUACUGGGGAUCAUGUGAUCAGUACUAAUACCUUUGGAUGUAAAGAACAUUCGCAGUUGGUCAGUAUUCUGGACCUGCUUCAGAGAGUCGAGGAGAAAGAUGUCUUCUUGAAGGUCGUUGAGAAUGUGGUCCACCAUUGCGAGGAUGGGCUACUAGCCCCACUGUGUCUUGCUGCUUGCUCCUUCAUGCAAGUGACUGUGAUGCUACCCAAAACACUGGAAUCUAAACACAACUAUGAAACCAACGUGACUGAGCAGGGCAGCAUCACUUUACCUGGAGCCACCCAUUUGAGCAUCAAGUUUGAUGAACGCUGUUGUACAGAGAGCUGCUGUGAUACUCUACAGAUAUCCUCCAAUUCAUCCUUCAAACACGAUGUACAUACGUUCUCCGGGCCCUACGGCAGCGCAAACUGGGUGGAUUUCGAUUUACCAGGUGACACUUUGUACUAUAAGUUUCACUCUGAUGAUGGUAGCUCAACUGAAUGGGGUUAUAAACUCACAGUAACAGGCAACAAAUUGGGAAGGUUUGAGACAGGUUAUGUGAUCCUCAACACAGUACUAGCUAACCCCAAGCUUGCUCAACAAGUUCCUCUUCAAGAAUUGUGGGAGUGGCUUGUACAGGUUGCUAGGAAACAGGUCGGCCAGAGCCGUCUCAAGGCUGUGCAACUACUGCUUCGCAUCCUUGCUAGUAUACCAUCACCAUGUGAUGAUCCAUCACACCCACCGGCAUCCUCAACAUCUUCAGUCGCUGACCCACCCCCACCUGCAGACCAGGACACAAUCAGUGAGGACCCGCCCCCUUCCUCCACCCCCGCCCCUAACCCUGCCCCAGCCAGACCACCGGUGGACUUGACGCGUCUCAAGCCCCUCUGGCUCCUGCUGGAUUCCAUGAACUGCAGGCUGAGUGCGGACUGCGCCCCGCAGAGCUUGGCAGCGGCCCACCGCGCCCUGAUGGAACUCUUCCUGAUGGUGGAGAACAUGGUCCAGGAGUGGGAUAUGGUGGAGGAGUAUGUCCUUGCCAUGAGCAACGAUGAUGCCAUCAAGAAAGCUAUCAUCCAGGGUGCGACUAACAUCAAGUGCAUUCAGCUUGCGCUGGACAAGAGUAGCAGCGCAGAAGUUGAGGAGCCUGUCACAAGAACCGAUGCAACAACUACAAAUGGUGAGAAUGUGAACAAUAGCAACCAGACAGCGAGACUAGAAAUUGAAGACGUUCCACCGAUGAAUCCUGUUCUCUUUUCCCAGCUCUUCAGAUAACAGAGGGUCCUUCUAGUAGUCUUUCUCCUCUUCUUCCCGUUGCUUGUGAAGCCUCCAUAUGCCUUGUGGAGGAUAGUAUUAGGUAGAACAGCUUUGAUAAAGAAAGUGUAAGGUUGCUUGAACCAGGAGACUCAUGGCUUCUCAUCCUGUCAGAGAGAUUCAAAUUGAAGAUUGAUGUCAUUGCCCAAGACCACAUACUGAAGUUAUUAGUUUGUGGAGGAUAGUAUCGGACAGAAUAGCUUUCCAUGUGCCAUAAGAUUGGUCAGAUGAUGCAUUUUGCCUUAUUGCUGAUAAAAACAAGCAUGUUCAAAAGAACCAGGGGACCUAUGGAUCGCAAUCCUAUCAGAAGGAUUCAAAAUGAAGAUCGAUGCCGUUGCCCAAGACCACCUACUAAAGUACAUGUAACUGGUUUGUUAAGGAUAGUAUUAGAGCAAUUUUUCAUUUGACAUAUGAAUGGUUAGAAAGUGCAUUGUGCUCCAUUGCUGAAAAAAAAUCAGUGUAAGCUUGCUAAUGUUCAGAACAAACCAGGGGACUUAUGGCUUGUAAUCCUGUCAGAGGGAUUCAAAAUGAAGAUCGACGCCAUUGUCCAAGACCACCUACCAGCUGACUUUGAAUGUAUGGCAGGCCAUGAAACCAAUGCUGUCUCGCCGUGGGAUUUCACCAAGUGUUAUUGUGAUUAUUUGCAAAGUAUGACAAAAAUACACUAGAAAGUCAAAAAGGGGCCUAAGCUUUCGAUCCUAGCAGAAUCUUCGUCGGAGGCAAAAUACACUGUAAUAAUUACCCAACUGACUGUUAUUAUCAUUAAGGGCUUGGUGAGUUCACGUAAUACCACGUUCAAAGCUUUGUCUCUAAUGCGCUGGGUAGUAAUCUACCAAUGUAUGAAAGGCAUUGAUCUAUCAAGUUUUCAACUUGUGAAAGGCAUUGAUCUAUCAAGUUUUCAACUUUUUAUGUAUCAUAUAUAUUGUUGAUAUAUAUAUGAUUUAAAGUUGUUGUACAUGUAGGUGCAGCAAAGCGACAAAGUAUGGUGCUCCUUCAGUAUGUGUAACACUAAAUUAUUGACUAGAAUGACUUUUCUUUCUUGAAAUCAAUUAUGUUGGCUUCUUUGCGGCAAAGGGCAAUGCAACGUGAUAUAACAUGUUUCAAAGUAAACAAUGUGCAAGACAGUUAUUUGCAAUCACCUUUUGUAUUCAGUAAAAUAUAGUCUUCAUUGUGUAUAUCAAGCUCUUGGUUUCCAAAAUAUACAACAUGUCAAUUUUUUAAUGAAAAUUUGAGUCUUUGAUACCAGGCUAAAAAGGUUGAUUUAUUAGAAAACAUGAUUCCUAUAAUCCUUUUUCUAUAGAUGCCUACAGGAACAAAAUAUAUCGUUAGCAAAUGUGGUUUUCCUUAAAGUAACAUUCAUGGCUGUAAUACCUUUUAGAACCAAUGUCUAAAUAUUUUCAAGAAACAACAUUAUAUGCAUAUUAGUUUGCAUGAUAAGUACUGCAUAAAGGACUCAACUGUCCUCAUCCAUAAAUGAUACAGAACAGGCACAAUUACUAAUGUGAUGAUCAACUGGUAGUAGCACUGUUAACAAUAUCAAUGCAUGUUUAUUUAUUUUUACCUGGAAUUUGUCUCUCUAUUUAGUUCUUUAAUCGAUGCAGUCAUGAGAGAGCUUUUAAAGGUUAAUAUGUCAUUUAAAUUGAAGAGAGAAAUAUACAAAAAUGACAAACUGAGAUAAUAUUACUUCUUGAGAUUAUGAAUUCAGUCAAACUUACUAAGAGAUGUCUGGAAGUUUUG